AUGAAUUUUUACCACCCACACGGAGAGAGCGACGCACCGGAGGCCCUUCUUCCUUCCUCUGCUUCAUCCGAGGCGUAUGUUGACGAGGAGGCUCCAGAGGAGAUAGAGGAGGGCGACGACGAGCAGGCGGUGGAUUACCCUCUGCCUCCCCUUCCACCCGUUCCCGCCCCCACUCACGUCAACGGCAUUCCCGCCAAGGAGGUCUAUAGCAUCCUUAGGGAGCUCCGACGCCAGAUCGAUGACCCGCUCGAAAAGGACCGCGCCAAGGCCAUGCUGCAAAGCGACCCCAACGUCCUUUUGGCCGUCGCGCAGGUCCUGCAAGAGGCCGACCUCCUCCAGCGAAGCCACGUGGAUGAUCAGGGCAACGUCGUCCAGCAGCGUGUCCCACACCCGGAGGCCCCGAUGCCGAUGCUGCCCCCUGGAUACACGAGCUGGAUUGUGGAACAAGGCGGUCCUUAUAAUCGAGGCCGCAUCUAACAAACGACAUUCACCGAACGGCACGGCUUUGCGGUGCAGGCUAGGUAAGGCGGAUGCGUACGUCUCUUUUGGUGAUGUUUUUUCUUAUUGUUGUUGUUGUUGCUUUUAAUUGUAGAGUUGUCUAAAUGACUUCAUGUUUCAUCAGAAAACAUUUUAAAGCGAAAAGUCCUUUCAUAUUAUAUAUUUCUGAGAAGGACUAGUUAAUCUGUAUUUUUAUGAUUAUUGAGAUU
Phytomonas sp. Hart1 is the source of this 707-nucleotide messenger RNA. Lineage: Eukaryota; Euglenozoa; Kinetoplastea; Trypanosomatida; Trypanosomatidae. The record is from the annotation of a GenBank genome assembly.